AUGAGCGAAUUUCAGCCGAACAAGAGCUCUGGUACGGAGUACCGGUUAUCUGUGAGCAGCAACCCGAAUUCGAGGAGAUCGUCCCUUGUGGGCCAUAAAGACACAUACAACACGCGCGCAAGCAGUCUACCGCACGAUGGGAAGGCCAAUUUUGAGGACGACGACGCAAAUUUGCUGGACAAAUAUCUGAGACCGCAACUGAACGACUUACACGAUUCUGUGGUGACUAUGGAUGAUAAUUUCCUGAGACUGAACAAUAUACACGAGAACCUAGUAGAUUUGAACGAGUCAUUUGGGUCCUUGCUGUACGGUAUCAUUGUAAACUCUGCAUGUAUUAACUUUGCCGGGUUUCCGACAGACACACGAGAGCAAUUGGAGGUGGCCAAGGCGCUACACUCUAUCCAGCAAGAAAAGAGAGCACUGUUGGAAGAAUUGGACGCUCUGCAGAAACCAGAGACGGUCAAACCAGGUUCUUCAAACAGUGGGGUUAAUAGCGGUACUGGGGUCAAGAGAGGACAGUUCAGUCAACCUAUAUUUACCACUGCGCAAGCGAAGAGAAUAACUGCGAAGAGUAACGGCAGAGGAGUUGUGAAACGUGCAGCAACGGACAACCAACGGAACAGAUUCUCCCGUACCCGGUAUAACGACGAAAACAGCAACAGACAAGCGACCACCGCGGGGACGGCCGAUGCUGACAACGACGACGACGAUAACAGCAGUGAGGCUUCCUUCGUCCUGAACCCAGGGCGCGACGACCAGAGCCAGUACACCUUCGAUGACUCUGGCACGGCAAACCCAUCCCGAAAGAUGAGAAGGAAGUCCGUGCUCAAUGUGGUGAGAAACAGCGUCAACACAAACGAGAGACCGCCUCAAUUGGCAAGGAGAUCACAUACAAUGGGCCCUCAGCCCUCGAGGGCACCAGACGGCCGACGCUCGAUCGGAGGCCGCGGACCGAUGCGGAGAGUGCACAAUCCUGCAGCGGCACCAUCUGGACCUGCGCCGGGCCCGAGAAACUCGGUACAGGGGAACACCGCCGUACGAACAACUUCGAGACCGAAGUCAAUUGACAAGAGACCGCCUUUCAGGUGA
This is a messenger RNA of Huiozyma naganishii CBS 8797, 1089 nucleotides long. RefSeq names its product Dam1p (gene DAM1). The record is from RefSeq and is a predicted model, not a curated record. NCBI's taxonomy places the organism in Eukaryota, Fungi, Ascomycota, Saccharomycetes, Saccharomycetales, Saccharomycetaceae. Gene Ontology annotation, biological process: mitotic sister chromatid biorientation. Gene Ontology annotation, cellular component: mitotic spindle; mitotic spindle polar microtubule; DASH complex. The coding region runs from base 1 to 1089 and encodes 362 amino acids. The transcript has a single exon.